Messenger RNA from Podarcis raffonei (Aeolian wall lizard), 3068 nucleotides. Its product is annotated as paralemmin-2-like. Gene Ontology annotation, biological process: regulation of cell shape. The record is from RefSeq and is a predicted model, not a curated record. Lineage: Eukaryota; Metazoa; Chordata; Lepidosauria; Squamata; Lacertidae. Gene Ontology annotation, cellular component: membrane. The coding region runs from base 477 to 1697 and encodes 406 amino acids. The transcript has 7 exons.
UUGACCCAGCACUCCAGAGGAGGAGCGAAGGCGCUGCGAAACGGCAAGAGCUCCCCCCCACCCCAGACACCAACAAAAAAUUACAGCCAUGCGAGCCAUCCGCUUGGACUCAGCUGCUUUCAGAGCACAUACAUACAUACUUGUGUGACAGCAACAGUGCAUAGAAGCAGCAGCGACAGCAGCAAUGAAAUGCAGUUAGCAGCAGCCCUACAGCUGGGAGGCAAGAGGCAGGCAGGCACCAGUCUGGUCCCCGUGGUUGGAAUUAUCUUCCCCUGAGCCUGUCUGCAGUGUCUCUCCAGCUGUGCCUGCUUUUUUAAAAUUAUUAUUACCGUUGUUAUCACGGCUAGGAUCCUACUCGGCGUUUCUUUCCAAAUACUCUUGUGGCUUAACUCGGGCGUGCGACUCCCUGGGUGACUGCAGUGUCUUCUCCCCUCCUCCUCCCUCUCUCCUCUUCUGCUGCAUCCUUCUCUCCCAGGAUGGCGGAGGCUGAAUUGCACAGGGAAAGGCUACAAGCUAUUGCAGAAAAAAGGAAAAGGCAGACGGAAAUAGAAAGGAAGAGGCAACAGCUCGAAGACCAAAUACUUCAGCUGCAGCAUUUCAAGUCAAAAGCACUCCGUGAAAAAUGGUUGCUGCAAGGAAUUCCUGCCGGUUCACCAGCAGAAGAAGAAGCCAGGAAGAGGCAGUCAGAAGAGGAUGAGCUGAAGGUGAAAAACCUUGAAGGAAACAUCCAUAGGUUAGAACAAGAAAUAGGAAAACUAGAAAGUGAAGAAUCCCAAAUAUCUGCCAAAGAGAAAAUCAUCUUAGAGAAACUAAAGGAAACGGAGAGAUCCUUUGAGGACUUGCAAAAGAGCUUCUCACGCCAAGAUGGAGAUGCAGUAAAUUACAUUUACUCCCAGCUCCCCGAACUCACAACCCUCUAUUCACGAACAACAGAGCCGGUUCCCGGGAAAGACGGAACAAACAGGGUAACUGCUUUGUACAGCAUGGAAAUUAAUGUGGAGAAAGACAAACAGACAGGAGAGACCAAGAUUCUCUCUACGUCCCCCAUUGGCCCAGAGGCUGCCCUUCAAAGAGGAAUCAAAGUCUAUGACGAUGGUACCAAAGUAGUCUAUGAGAUGCACUCUGGGGGUGCGGUGGUAGAAAACGGAGUGCACAAGUUGAGCUCAAAGGAUGUAGAUGAACUCAUUCAGAAGGCUGGACAAUCAAGCAUAAAAGGAGGGACUGUGUCGAUAGCGGACGGAAACCUCAGUCAUAUGAAGGAACAGAUGCUUUUCAAGGAGGCCAAACUAGAGAUGGUGCACAAAUCCAGCAAAAGGCAUUCCGAGAACCCACGACACCAAGCGAAACUUUCUGGGGAUGAAGUCCCAGAAGCCACCGCAGAUCACCCUGUAACAAUGAUAUUUAUGGGUUACCAAAACAUUGAUGAUGAAGAUGAGACAAAAAAGGUGUUGGGCUAUGAUGAGACAAUCAAAGCCGAACUGGUCCUCAUCGACGAAGACGAUGAAAAGUCGCUACGUGAGAAGACUGUGACGGAUGUCUCAACCAUGGAUGGAAACGCCGCAGAGUUGGUUUCUGGGAGGCCCUUAUCGGACACAACUGAGCCCUCCUCACCAGAGGGGAAGGAGGAAAGUCUACCAAUGGAAAAACUCCCAGGUACAGAAAAGAAAAAGCGCUGUCAAUGCUGUAUUGUCAUGUGACCACCUCUUCCUUUCUUCCUCUUCUUCCGAGCAGCUCGUGCUCCAUCACUCCCUUAGACCUCACUGUAUUUUUCUAACUGCAAUACUGUGAACUGGAAGUGACUGCCUCCAUUGCCUUGCAGUUGGGUUUCUCUGGUUUUUUCUAGUUCUUCAAGGGAGAUGAAUCGUGAAAUUGUGAUUUCUCACCAAAUGCACUGUUUUAGGAUUAUUUUUUAAAAAGGGUGAGACAGAAACGGAAAGUGAACACACACAAAAUCACUUUCGUAUUUGAAACAGAUCUUAUCUAUAUCUAUAUAUCUAUAUAAAUAUAUAAUAUAUGAAUAUGCAUCGAUGGCUGUGUGUGAAUAUGCAUAUUUAUAUAUUGCAUAUAUUUAUGAAACUUAUAAAUGUAUAUUAAGAAUUUUACUUUAUAUAUCUAGCAGGUAUGAUCAGCCUCCAAGGAUGUUGCAGGACUCUUUUAAGUUUCACAUACAUGUGAGCCUUAAACUGCUUUUUAAUGUGAGUGUGUGUUUUCUUAAAAAAAAACAAAAAACCCCCCACAAAAAAUAGGUUUUAUUUUUUACUGGGGCAAGGGGAGAGCACAUGAUCAUGCUAGUAUUUUGAUAUUACAGCAUUUGGGCUCUUCCUUCCCCAAAAAGCUUCACAACCUUUGUUUUGUUCUAGUAGUUUUUCAGCAAGACUUGCCCCCAUAAAACCUCCAACAUAACUGCUGGGGCUUGUGCUUAGCGGGUGGGUCACAAACAAGUGAGUUUGACUCAGCAAAGCACUGCUCCUGUGCAACCUCCAUUCAUUUUCAUGGGGUUGUGUGCCAGCUUCACUGCUAUGAAUUAAUGUUCCACAGUAGCUACAGAGCUGUAGCUACUCCUUGGGCUCCUCAGAAGAGAGUUCAAUGUAGGUGGUAUCAUUGGCUUCAAUGGGACUUGUGUGUGUGCAGCUGUGUGUUGGCCAAAGCAGCGUCCAACGACCUUGUGCCAUCCAGAUGUUUUGGACCACAACUCCCAUCAGCCUCAACCAGGACCAUGGCUGAUGGGGCUUGUAGUCCAAACCAUCUUGAAGGACACCGGGUUGGCAAAAGCUGUCUUACAGACCUGGAGUAUAUUUUACAACAACAGAAACACAACAUGGUUCACGCCAACAAAUGCAGCUGACAGUGAAAUGGAAUUCUUUUUCUGCCUAGAGAAUUGAGAGUGAUGGUUUUGCACUUGGGUUCUGGCCUUCCCUAAAUCUUCCAGGUUACAGUAUUGUGUACCUGCUCCAGCUCCAUACCUUAAGACGGAAGUAGGCAUGUUGGGGGGAACAGAUCCAUGAUUGAAGCACAGGCACUGAUUUUAAUGACUUGCCUUUUGGUAACAGUGCCUCCAUAUUUUUUAU